AUGAAUGCUUCAUUGCCAGUGACGGCGAUUUCUGACACACGAUAUUUAUUUGAACAUUUCCAAUUCGAUCCAAAUGAUGAAUUACUGAUUUUUCACCAGCACGGUCCACUAUUGCAUCAGGCCAUGUUUCAAUGCUUGGAUCUACGUGAUCUUGUAAAUCCACAACUAAAUAGUUGGUUAAAUAUGAUGCAUUUGGAGCAUGUCGUCGGCAGGAAUAUCUCGCAGAUUAAUGAUGAUUUACAUUGGUGCGAAUGGGCACAGAUUGCUUGGUUUUCCAAAGCAUUUCAAGUGAUCUACGAACGGUCGUGGCAAAAACAAAUGGCUGUGCUGUUUUCCACCUACAUCUUCCCAGUGAUAGCUUUUCUCAAUUUGCUCAGUCUAGGCCUUACACUGUUUGGUGUCUCACGGUUAUUGGGACCGUAUAAAAUUCGAGAUAAAAAACACCUAAUUCAUCACGAUUAUGAUCUGAUUCAUGUUCCGGCCACAUGGCCCAUAUUGGUGACAUACUGUUGGAUCGCCAUUGCCUGUGUCCUCAUCAUUGAUCUCCGUGGACUAAUCUUUGCACACCUACCUGCUUACUGCAAUCCACUAAACUUUGAUUUGGGCUGCCGUGUGAUUACCUACUUGAGAAAUGUAUUUCGUUACACGCCCACGUGGCUACUUGCGGUGAUGCUUGCUGAUCGAGUACUUGGUGAAUUUCGCCAUUCUGAACGAGUAGUAAAUCACACACAACCAGCAGUGGUAACUGUGGAUGAUAUUGAUCGGAAUAACACUCACCUCUCAAUCAAUGAAGAGCCCUGCCGGUCGAACAAAAUCGUUCCCAUUUCAUCAGCAUUGACAGUGAAUGAUCAUGGAGUGAAGUGCAAGCGUAGCAAAAGGAGCUCACAAACAGGUUGCAAAUGUGGCCUAUUGAACGAUAUCCUCUGUGUGUAUCGUGGUCCUAUUUGCUGUAUGAGCUUAAGUGCAAUACCCACGGCAGACACCGUCUCGCACUCGAAACAUUUGGAUAUCUUGCGCACGGGAUCGGGGACCGCAUCAUUUCACCGACCCAGACCGUCGACAUGUGCCAGAUCUGAUUGGUUGGAGGUUGGUGCUGGACGAAUUGGAGGCUAUUUGCUGGUGGGCACCACUGUCUCCGGAUUGUGUUUGAUCAACACUCACACUAUUUGGCUGUAUGAAAUUAAUCGAGAUUGGAAGAAGUGCAUGUUAACAGCCGGAAAUUCCGUUAUUCUAGAGGAAUUUUAUCCCUAUUUCACUCAAGUACGUCAGUUUUAG
Molecule: messenger RNA, 1275 nt
Organism: Echinostoma caproni
Lineage: Eukaryota; Metazoa; Platyhelminthes; Trematoda; Plagiorchiida; Echinostomatidae
Source: the annotation of a GenBank genome assembly